AUGUCCCCCAUAUCCACAUCACGGAAUUACUCCAUCGCCACCAUUCCCGCGGACGGCAUUGGCCCUGAAGUAAUCUCCGCUGGUGUCUGCGUCCUAGAAAAGCUCUCCUCCCUCUCUGGCACUUUCUCCCUCUCCUUCCACUCAUACGACUGGAGUUCCGAGACCUACAAAAAGACAGGCGCCUAUAUUCCUCACGACGGGCUAGAUAAACUCAAGCAGCACGAUGCCAUUUUAUUUGGCGCUGUCGGCGCACCGGAUGUGCCAGAUCAUAUAUCGCUGUGGGGUUUACGGUUGUCGAUUUGCCAGCCUCUGCAACAAUACGCUAAUGUAAGGCCUACGAAGAUCUUCCGCGGUACUAGCUCACCGCUUCGUAAUGUUUCACCCGGAGACCUAGAUUGGGUCAUCAUCCGCGAGAACUCUGAAGGAGAGUAUGCCGGACAAGGCGGACGGUCACAUCGGGGGCAGCUGUGGGAAACGGCCACAGAAGUCGCGGUAUUCACGCGGCAUGCAAUAGAAAGGAUUAUGAGGUUUGCGUUUGAAACAGCGAAGAAGAGAGGGAGAGGGAAAGGUGGGAAGGGGAAAUUAACGGUUGUGACUAAGAGCAAUGCGCAGAGGAACGGAAUGGUACUUUGGGAUGAAGUCGCCGUGGAAGUGGGGAAAGAGUUCCCUGGGGUGGAGGUUGAUAAGAUGCUUGUUGAUGCGAUGACUUGUCGAAUGGUAUUGGAUCCGAAGUCGAUUGAUACUAUUGUUGCUACGAAUUUGCAUGCAGACAUCCUUUCCGACCUCGCCGCUUCCCUCGCAGGCUCCAUUGGUAUAGCACCAACAUCCAACCUCGAUCCUACUCGAGCAAAUCCCUCUAUGUUUGAACCUAUCCACGGCUCUGCUUUCGAUAUUACAGGAAAAGGUGUAGCUAACCCCGUUGCCACGUUCUGGACUGCUGCCGAAAUGUUAACGUGGCUGGGCGAGGAAGAAGGCGCAGCACGGUUGAUGGAAGCCGUCGAGAACGUUACGGAGAGCGGUGUGUGUACUCGUGAUUUGGGGGGGAAAGCAGGGACGAAGGAGGUUACAGAGGCUGUUUGUUCGGAACUGGAGAAGCUUUUUGCAGAUAAGGAGCAGGCUUGGCUCGCGUAG
Messenger RNA from Lindgomyces ingoldianus, 1131 nucleotides. RefSeq names its product tartrate dehydrogenase. Gene Ontology annotation, molecular function: NAD binding; oxidoreductase activity, acting on the CH-OH group of donors, NAD or NADP as acceptor; magnesium ion binding. Lineage: Eukaryota; Fungi; Ascomycota; Dothideomycetes; Pleosporales; Lindgomycetaceae. The record is from RefSeq and is a predicted model, not a curated record. Bases 1 to 1131 code for a protein of 376 amino acids. The transcript has 2 exons.